AUGGGUUUGCUUUCGCCUCUGUUGACGGGCUCUCGCGCCCUAUCUUUUCUCAAUGAGGAGCCCCCAACCUCAGACAGCCAAGACCCAGCCCCGUCAAAGCUCAAGGUAAAACUCCGCUCGUGGAUGUGGCUGGCAGCCACUCAGUGUCAAGAUGGCGCAAUCCAAAGCAUACUCCAACGUCUCGACGACACGUCUGAGGAGCCUGUCCCCGUGAUCCUCGACAGAGAAGUGGUGCCGACUACGGGUAAAACCUUCUCGGAUGAUCCUGAGGCAGGCCCCAAGUCCAAUCGCUUGGUGGAUCUUGGAAAGGAGAUCGACGCGACACUUGGAACGGAGGGAGAAGGUAUAGACGACGAUAUCGAGGUCUUACGGAAAGCAGCGGCAAACACUUAUCGAAGCCUAUCGCCUCAAGAGAGAGUCGGACCUCUGUCAGAGAUCGAAGGCCGAUGCUCUGUUCUCUUCAUUGCCAUAUGUCGAGGCCACGACAUGGACGCCGAGUAUCUCCUGAGAAAUCACAAGAUCGAUCUGACAUUCCAAUCCUCCAAGAACAAAAGAACAGUUCUCUUCCAAGCAGUUGCUCAGAGAAAAGCCAAUCUCGUGUCACGAAUCCUCCAACAUCCUUUCAUGGCGCCCUCACACUACGUCAACCUCGGAGACUCGAGGAAGUUCACAGUGUUGCAUCAGAUUUCUGGGAUGACGAGUGAGCCUGUCGAGGACGGCAUUAUGCUAAAGAUUCUCGAUGCGAUACUUCAAUACGGGCCAAAUGUUGACGCCCUGAACGAAGAUCUGCAGACGCCAUUGCACCAACUCAUUGUGCAGGAUAUUGGCAAAGAGUCAAAGCGCUGCCUGGAACGGCUCCUCGAUGCAGAUGCCGAGUUCAACACCCAGGAUAAUGACGGAAACUCUCCCUUGCAUGACGCCUGCAGGAAGAGGAAUCACACCGUUAUCAAGAUGCUGCUUGAACGAGGAGCGGAACUGGACUGCCUCAACGACAACGGUGAAACGCCCCGAGAGCUGUUCAAGCGAGGCGGCCUUGGCGAAGAGGACAAAAAGUUCUUUGCCGAGAACCUUUCCUUUCUUCAAAAGGCACCAUUGAGACGCAAGACGGCCGGAAACGUGCCUCAGAAGCCUGCCGAGUACUCUGAAGAUAUCAGGAGGAUCUGCGACAACUUCCCCGUCUACUUCAGAUAUCAAUGGGCGGGACUCAAGCCAAAACCGGAUGGAAGUACUUCCAUGUCAUGGACUCCGACAGGUAUCAAGGUGUCUCACGUUCUGUAUCGCAAGAAGAGUGACAGUAAGCGAUUGGAAGACGAUUCUGCUCAAGAGGAGUCAGAAAAGGAGAGCACCAACGACGGAUCUUCUAUCGAGGAGCCAGCCGAUGGAGGCACAUCCUUUCUUGCGGACUGCGAGGCCAAUUUCGCAUCAGAGGUCUGGGAGCGGUUGGUGAAGGAAGAUGCGGAUAUCAGCAUUGAGAAGACACCAGAAUCACCACAAGAAGACCGAGACAAGCCCAAAGGCGAGAGUCAACAAGAUAGGGGACCGGUGGGUAGGGAAGACAGUAUCCGGGUUGAAUUGACAGAGGAUCAGUUCAAGCAGAAUGUCAGAGAGAGUUCUUGGAGAUGGAUCAACUUCAACUCAAACAACGAUUUUCUCAUCACCAACAUCAGGACCUCUGACGGUGCCGAGGUCGAUGCUCAAGCCUGGCAGUUCUUCGAGAGCAACAUCAGAGUUCGAGAAACUAACGACCUUUGCUCUCGGGUCAGGAAGCCACAUGCGCGGGUCGCCGAGAAGCCAAGUCCCAAAGUGAAUCGGCUUGCAGGAGAGGAAAAGACGCCGGCAAAGUCGGAGAAGGCUACCAAGCCGCCACUUGGACCUGAAAAGAGGAUAUCGUGGGCAAAUGCAGAAUGCUUCAUCAAGCCGAGUAGCAUGGUAUCGCUAGUAAUACCAUUUCUUGAUAUCGAGACACUCCACGAUCCAGAAACAGAGACGGAUAAGGGUGAGAUCCUCCGCAAGAGAUAUGAGCAGCUUGAACGGACAUACUCGCCCUUCACCGGUAUGCUCGGAGCGCAACGACCACAGACACUGGACCAGACAGCCAACCACGUUGAGCAACGAGACAACACGCUGCGUACCAAAGAUCAGCAAGUCGUAUACCGAUGGUUGAAAGGCCGUAUCGACAAGACAACCCAGAAAUCUCGAAAGGAAGUCCAAGUGGAUGAGAUACCGAAAUGGGCUUUCAUCAAGUGGUUAUGGUCCCGGAUGCAAAGAAAGGGGAAGACGAAAGUCCGCACGACCCUGGAAAAGGCAAAGAAGCCGGCGAACCCGGCACUCCCACCAGCCGCCGAUAAUAGACAUUACGAGAGGCGCAACAAAAGAAGGGCAAACAAAGACAAGGCUAAGAAGAUCCAGCAGGAUCUCUCUCUGAGCUGGUUGAUGGUUCGUCAGCUAUGGCUUUGGAAGCUGGAUGACAGCACAAUCAUUACUGCGAUACCAGGUCGCCAGAAUGAGACCAUGGCGGAUGACCUAUUUGAGACGAUCCGUCAAGGCAACCUGGACACGCUUCGGACACCAAGCGACUUGAUCAAGCGAAUCGUCUUUGAAGCAGUGACACUUGUCAACGAGUUCAAGUGGGCUGGACUUGGCGAGCAUGUUCUCGACAUUUUUGAGGGCCAGAUCGGCUACGAGACAGACGAGGAGGCAAAGUUCUUCAAGAGCUUUACAACAAGCGACUGGAGUCCCAGCGAAGUCAACAGCAUCAUCCGUCAGGCUGCCGACUCCACAUGGCGAGUCAAGGAUAUCAGAGAUGAGCUCCGACUCCUUCGCCAACUCUUUGAGACUCAGCUGAAAGUGACCAAAGAUGUUGCAGAGAUUCUCUGGCCAUCCAGACUCCCAGGUCAGCCAACUCUCACGAAAGAUACACGAAAAGUCUUGAGGGAGAGUUUUGUGCAUGACACCGGCCUUGAAACGCUGAUUCAGAGGACGCAGAGGAUGGACAGGGAUGCAUCUACGACACUUGAAGGACUGAGCAACAUCAUCCAGGCGAUGCAAGCCCAAGCAUCCCUCAAAGAAGCCGAGGCUGCGCGAUUCAUGAACUUUAUCAUCCUCCCAUUCACUAUCGUUACAGUCAUUUUUACUCCCCUCUCAUUCUUGACCAGUCUUUUUGCUAUAAACACAAAUGGUUUCCCUCACAACGAGGAGGGAGAGAUAAGAUUGACUUCAGGAUGGCUUAGCUGGAGAAUGGUUGUUGGUGAGAUUAGUACACUCAUACCACUCGGCUUGCUAGUAUUGGUGAUCUACUACCACCAGACAGAGAAGAAGAAGUCCAAGUAG
Fusarium vanettenii 77-13-4 is the source of this 3330-nucleotide messenger RNA. RefSeq lists its product as uncharacterized. The coding region runs from base 1 to 3330 and encodes 1109 amino acids. The transcript is spliced from 10 exons. NCBI's taxonomy places the organism in Eukaryota, Fungi, Ascomycota, Sordariomycetes, Hypocreales, Nectriaceae. Gene Ontology annotation, biological process: transmembrane transport; metal ion transport. Gene Ontology annotation, cellular component: membrane. Gene Ontology annotation, molecular function: protein binding; metal ion transmembrane transporter activity. The record is from RefSeq and is a predicted model, not a curated record.